AUGGUCUCCUUCUUCCCAUGGCUUCCAUUGCUGCUCUCUCUCGCCGCUGCUGCUCACAAUCACAAACCUCCAUUUCCAAACACCUUCAAUGUGUUGUCUUAUGGUGCACUUCCAAUUCCGGUCACCGAUAACUCGAAGGCGUUUCUUCGAGCAUGGAAAGAUGCAUGUGAAUGUGAGGGAGGUGGUAGGGUUUGGAUCCCGAGAGGAACGUAUCUUCUUGGCUCCGUCGUCUUCAUCGGACCGUGCAAGGGACCUGUAGAAUUUGUUAUUAAAGGAUCGCUAGUAGCUUCCAGUGAUCGCUCCAAGUUGUUUGUCGAUCACUGGAUUGGUUUCUUGUACGUCGACCGGUUGGUGGUGAGAGGUGGUGGUCAUCUGCUUGGUCAAGGUGGCGCUGCGUGGCGGUACAACGACUGCGCCACCAAUCCCCGUUGCAGACCUCUUCCCGUCACGAUGCGGUUUGAUUUUGUUACGAAUUCGAAGAUAAGCCGGAUCCGAUCGAUCGACAGCAAAAACGCUCAUUUCAAUCUAUUUGCGUGCCAAAACGUGAACAUGAGCCGCAUUCAGAUAGAUGCCCCGGCAUGGAGCCCAAAUACCGAUGGCAUUCGUAUAGGGGCCUCGAGCAACAUCACUAUCGAAAACAGUAUAAUAAGCACCGGUGACGAUUGCGUUUCGAUGAUUGCGGGUAGCGAGGACAUUAUGAUCUCAGGCGUCCAUUGUGGGCCUGGGCAUGGUUUUAGCAUUGGUAGCCUUGGUGGGUCCGACAAUGAAGAACAUGUGUCUCGUAUAAUUAUACGAAAUUCGACAUUACGAGAGACUCAAAACGGCUUGAGGAUCAAAACAUGGGCUCCCUCACCGCCUAGCUUGGCUUCGGAUAUUACAUUCGAGGACAUCGUUAUGGAAAACGUCAAUAACCCCAUUUUUAUCGACCAACAAUACUGCCCACAACCUCCUUGCAACGAAAAGGCUCAGUCAAACGUUCAAAUAAGGAAUGUUACAUUCCAAAAAGUACAUGGGACAUCGAGUUCUAAGGUUGCUGUUAAAAUACAGUGUAGUAAACACGUGCCUUGUGAAGAUGUUAAACUCGUGAAUAUUAACUUAGAGUACCGUGGAUCGGAGGGACCCGCUGCUUCAUCUUGCUUCAACGUUAAAGGAAAGUCGUACGGCCUACAACUUCCGUCGGGGUGUCUAUAG
Molecule: messenger RNA, 1191 nt
Organism: Cynara cardunculus var. scolymus (artichoke)
Lineage: Eukaryota; Viridiplantae; Streptophyta; Magnoliopsida; Asterales; Asteraceae
Product: exopolygalacturonase-like
Exons: 4
Coding region: 1-1191 (396 amino acids)
Biological process (GO): carbohydrate metabolic process
Molecular function (GO): polygalacturonase activity
Source: RefSeq, a predicted model, not a curated record